AAAUGAGGUUAGAAUAGGGUUUUGUUUUUGUUUAAAAAAUAAUUAUUUCCUAUCGAAGUUAAUAAUUUUGAAAAGUGAUUUAAGUUGCUAAAAUUCAAAAUGAGCGCUUUAUUAAUUAAUGCUAUAAAAAGAUUGACCAUAUCGUCAAUACCUAAAGUCCGGGCACUUUCAGUGGAAUCUUCAUCUGCUUUACAAAAUUCCAAUCUUAAUAUAGAGAAAAAAGAUUGGUUAUAUCCACCGCAGUACACAAAGCCUCGAGAAGUAUGGAUCGAGAACUUGGACUCAGUCGAAGAAAAGAAACUUGGACUAUUCGAGCUCCAUCCGAUGGUAUAUGCAGUAACUCCUCGUAUUGAUAUUAUUCACAAAAAUAUGGUAUGGCAGCAGAAAUACAGAUGGGUGUCUUGGGCGAACACUAAAACUAGGGCCGAAGUGCGUGGUGGCGGUAGAAAGCCCUGGGCUCAGAAAGGUUCGGGGCGCGCUCGUCAUGGCUCAAUUAGAUCUCCCCUGUGGAGAGGAGGUGGUAUAGCGCACGGACCACGAUCCGGCAAAACACACUUCUUCAUGUUACCCUUCCAUCUAAGAAUACACGGCUUGACAUCAAUGCUCUCCGGAAAAUUGGCACAAGAUGACUUACAUAUCGUAAAAGAUUUAGAACUGCCUACAGAUGAGACAGGUUACAUCAUGCAAUUAAUAGAAAAUAGAAAUUGGGGACCUUCAGUAUUGAUUGUUGACGACAAUGAUAUAGUACCAAGAAACUUAACUGUAGCUACAGAUAGUUUGCCACACAUUAACAUUAUGCCUGUGUAUGGAUUGAAUGUCUACUCAAUGUUGAAGCAUGAUACUCUGAUACUGACUCAAGCCGCUGCCGAAAAAAUUGAGGAAAGGAUAUUACACCAUCUGCACAGCAACACCAUGCAACAACAGGCUAAGUUUAAGUUAAAUCAAGUGUAAAGUAAAUCAAUAAAUGUUUUAGUUAGA
This is a messenger RNA of Aricia agestis (brown argus), 978 nucleotides long. RefSeq names its product 39S ribosomal protein L4, mitochondrial (gene mRpL4). Gene Ontology annotation, biological process: translation. The record is from RefSeq and is a predicted model, not a curated record. The transcript is spliced from 2 exons. Gene Ontology annotation, molecular function: structural constituent of ribosome. NCBI's taxonomy places the organism in Eukaryota, Metazoa, Arthropoda, Insecta, Lepidoptera, Lycaenidae. Gene Ontology annotation, cellular component: ribosome. Bases 100 to 951 code for a protein of 283 amino acids.